CCAAUGCUAUGGUAAGGUACAUUCAACCUAGUAUGCAUAACAACUGGCAGAUUUUUGUGUGCAGUGACUUGAAGGGAGGAAGUGGUAGGCAAGUUACAAAGAAGCCAAAUCAUAAUUGGGCAACAAAGAAAAUAAGUGAACAAAACAAGUUAAGCGAA
Molecule: messenger RNA, 158 nt
Organism: Racocetra persica
Lineage: Eukaryota; Fungi; Glomeromycota; Glomeromycetes; Diversisporales; Gigasporaceae
Source: the annotation of a GenBank genome assembly